AUGCGUGAAAUAAACUCGAGUCAGCAUCACGUUUUCGUGCCGCUUUGUAGCACUCUUAAUGCAGUAAAAUUCAUUUCAGAGGUGGAAACGCCUGUAGGUGAGAAUUUUUUUCAAUUCAACUGCCAGUAGAUUUUAAAUUUGUCACAUUACCCGCACCUCCCUUUUACCCGCAGUGGCGCGCGUUUAACGAAAAAUCAACAGAUUACCCGCGGGUAAACGGCCGGAAAUUACGGUAAAUCUUUCAUCAGAGAAUAUUGACUCAGAUGAUGACCCCUCAGCAGUAUGGGAGGAAAGAGAUGACCCUGUCCCAGCUGUACCUGGAACAUCAUGUGCCCCUUCUAAUGACCACCAUGCAGAAAGAGUCAUCCUGUCCCAGCUGUACCUGGAACUCCACGUCUCAUCUAUUUUCCUUCAUCACGCACAUUAUGACAAUUAUGUUGACCUUAUUGAUGAAGAUCAAGACCCAAAUUUCCCUACAGCCAUAGAAGCAAGUUUAUUAGAUAAACAGACAGCCACCUCAAGUGAUGCAAGUGACCCUGAACUACAACCAAGAGAUCCAUGGUUUUCCCAUGAUCUUAAUCAGCUGAGUGGCCAGAAGAAUGCAUUAGCUGGAAAGUUGGUUGCUUGGAGUGUCUUGCAAGGCAAUAAUGGUCCCUGAUGCUUUUCGUCAGAGGGCUACAAAACUUGCAGGGGUGCAACCUUUGACCAAGCACUGGCUAUUGAGGAGGUUGCUGAUGCACAGAUGAAGGAGAUAUUGAGAGCUACAGCAGCAUGUUGCUCUGAAGAAAAGUUUGCUGAAGCAUGCAGAUCAGAUUGCAGAUCAGAUUGCUCAGUACAGUUACUCCAAGAUAUUCACUGUCAAUUUAGCUCACAGGAAAGAAGUAGUAGACUUUGUUGA
Pocillopora meandrina is the source of this 898-nucleotide messenger RNA. The record is from the annotation of a GenBank genome assembly. Lineage: Eukaryota; Metazoa; Cnidaria; Anthozoa; Scleractinia; Pocilloporidae.